GAGCAAGAACUGUAUUUAUACGUCUCUGUAUCCUCCCCAGUAUUUUAUACAAUUACUAGCUUGAAUUUGAAUGUGAUAUCCAACCUAAGAUUCCACAAAAGGGUAAUCUAAAGACGGUUGUAUGAGCAAGUGAUCAGUAUUUGAAGAGGAAAAAGUGACUAUCAGCUACAGAAGAUGAAGCCUUUUAGAAGUUGUGUAUCUUACCUUUUUUGAAGAGUUAAGGGAAUCUAGAACAACAGCAAAGCUGAGGUCAAACUGCCAUAAGGAUGGACACCAAGGAAGCUGUGUUUGGGACAAAAAGAAAUCAAGAUAAGCAACAUGAACCGUGAAGACCGGAAUGUGCUGCGUAUGAAAGAACGGGAAAGGCGGAAUCAGGAAAUUCAGCAGGGCGAAGACCCCUUCCCACCCAGCUCUCCUCUCUUUGCUGAGCCAUACAAAGUUACCAGCAAAGAAGAUAAGCUAUCAAGUCGUAUUCAGAGUAUGCUUGGAAACUACGAUGAAAUGAAGGAUUUCAUAGGAGACAGAUCUAUACCAAAGCUUGUUGCAAUUCCCAAGCCUACAGUACCACCGACAGCAGAUGAAAAAUCUAACUCAAAUUUCUUUGAACAGAGACAUGGGAGCUCUCAUCAGAGUAGCAAAUGGACACCAGUAGGACCUGCACCCAGUACUUCUCAGUCUCAGAAACGGUCCUCAGGCCUACAGAGUGGACACAGUAGCCAGCGGACCAGUGCAGGUGGCAGUGGUGGCACCAAUAGUAGUGGCCAGAGGCAUGACCGUGACUCAUAUAGCAGUAGUGGGAGCAGUAGCCGGAAAAAAGGCCAGCAUGGAUCAGAACACUCCAAAUCACGCUCUUCCAGCCCUGGAAAACCCCAAGCUGUUUCUUCAUUAAGCUCCAGUCAUUCCAGGUCUCAUGGGAAUGAUCACCAUAGCAAGGAACAUCAGCGUUCCAAAUCACCUCGGGACCCCGAUGCAAACUGGGAUUCUCCUUCCCGUGUACCUUUUUCAAGUGGGCAGCACUCAAAUCAGUCUUUCCCACCUUCAUUGAUGUCAAAGUCCAGUUCAAUGUUACAGAAACCCACUGCCUAUGUGCGGCCCAUGGAUGGACAGGAGUCCAUGGAACCAAAGCUGUCCUCUGAGCACUAUAGCAGCCAAUCCCAUGGCAACAGCAUGGCCGAACUGAAGCCCAGCAGCAAAGCACAUCUCACCAAGCUGAAAAUACCUUCCCAACCAUUGGAUGCAUCUGCUUCUAGUGAUGUGAGCUGUGUGGAUGAAAUUCUUAAAGAGAUGACGCAUUCAUGGCCUCCCCCUCUAACGGCUAUUCAUACACCAUGCAAAACAGAACCUUCCAAAUUUCCUUUUCCAACUAAGGAAUCUCAGCAGUCCAACUUUGGCUCUGGAGAACAAAAAAGAUACAAUCCUUCUUCUAAAACUUCAAAUGGACAUCAGUCUAAAUCUAUGUUAAAAGAUGACUUAAAGCUAAGCAGCAGUGAAGACAGUGAUGGGGAACAGGAUUGUGAUAAGACAAUGCCAAGGAGUACACCAGGAAGUAACUCUGAACCUUCACACCACAACAGUGAAGGGGCAGAAAACUCUCGGGAUGACUCCAGCAGCCACAGCGGCUCUGAAAGCAGCUCUGGAUCUGACUCAGAGAGUGAAAGUAGUUCCAGUGACAGUGAGGCAAAUGAACCAUCCCAGAGUGCAUCUCCUGAGCCCGAACCACCACCUACAAACAAAUGGCAACUUGAUAAUUGGUUGAAUAAAGUGAACCCACAUAAAGUGUCACCAGCUUCUUCUGUGGACAGUAACAUCCCGUCAUCUCAAGGCUAUAAAAAGGAAGGCCGAGAACAGGGCACUGGGAAUAGCUACGCUGAUCCAGGUGGACCUAAAGAAACUAGUUCCACUACUCCUGGACGAGACUCCAAAACCGUCCAAAAGGGAUCAGAAAGUGGGCGUGGGAGGCAGAAGUCUCCUGCACAGAGUGACAGCACAACACAGAGGAGAACUGUAGGCAAAAAACAACCCAAAAAGGCUGAGAAGGCAGCUGCUGAAGAGCCCCGUGGAGGCUUGAAGAUAGAAAGUGAAACCCCCGUAGACAUGGCUACCAGCAUGCCCUCCAGCAGACACAAAGCAGCCACCAAAGGCUCAAGGAAACCCAACAUUAAAAAGGAGUCCAAAUCUUCCCCUCGACCUUCAGCAGAGAAAAAAAAAUACAAGUCAACCAGUAAAUCUUCCCAGAAAUCAAGGGAAAUCAUAGAAACAGAUACCUCAUCCUCAGAUUCGGAUGAAAGCGAGAGCCUUCCUCCUUCCUCCCAAACUCCUAAGUACACUGAGAGUAAUAGGACUCCCGUUAAGCCCUCCUCAGUGGAGGAAGAAGAUAGCUUUUUUCGGCAACGUAUGUUCUCUCCUAUGGAAGAGAAGGAACUUCUUUCACCCCUUAGUGAGCCUGAUGACAGGUAUCCACUUAUUGUGAAGAUUGACCUGAAUCUCUUGACUAGAAUACCAGGAAAGCCUUACAAAGAAACAGAGCCACCCAAGGGGGAAAAGAAAAAUGUGCCAGAAAAGCACACAAGAGAGGCUCAGAAACAAGCCUCAGAAAAAGUUUCCAACAAAGGCAAGAGGAAACAUAAGAAUGAAGAUGAUAACCGAGCCAAUGAGAGCAAGAAACCCAAAACAGAGGACAAGAAUUCAGCAGGCCACAAGCCAUCCAGCAACAGAGAGUCAUCUAAGCAGAGUGCAGCAAAAGAAAAGGAUUUGUUGCCUUCUCCUGCUGGGCCUGUUCCUUCAAAAGAUCAAAAAACAGAGCAUGGCUCUCGGAAGAGGACUAUUAGUCAGUCUUCUUCCUUAAAGUCAAGCAAUAACAGCAACAAGGAGAACAGUGGGAGCAGCAAAAACAGUUCCUCCACGUCAAAGCAGAAGAAAACUGAAGGGAAGACUUCCAGUAGCUCUAAGGAGGUCAAGGAAAAAGCUUCAAAUAGUUCCUCUAACUGUCCUCCAUCUACACCAACUCCUGAUACUUCUAAGCCUCGGAGAACAAAGCUUGUCUUUGACGACAGAAAUUAUUCAGCAGACCAUUAUUUACAAGAAGCAAAAAAGCUAAAGCACAAUGCAGAUGCUUUGUCUGACAGGUUUGAGAAGGCUGUGUACUAUCUUGAUGCCGUGGUAUCUUUCAUUGAAUGUGGGAAUGCAUUAGAGAAAAAUGCUCAGGAAUCCAAAUCCCCAUUUCUUAUGUAUUCAGAGACGGUGGAUCUCAUCAAAUACACUAUGAAGCUAAAGAAUUACUUAGCACCAGAUGCUACAGCAGCGGAUAAAAGACUCACAGUACUUUGCCUACGAUGCGAGUCUUUGCUGUACCUGAGGCUGUUCAAACUGAAGAAGGAAAAUGCUCUGAAGUACUCCAAGACACUGACGGAGCACCUGAAGAAUUCUUAUAAUAAUUCUCAAGCACCAUCACCUGGCUUGGGAAGCAAAGCUGUUGGGAUGCCUUCCCCUGUUUCUCCAAAGCUGUCGCCAGGCAAUUCAGGAAGUUACUCUUCUGGGGCCAGUAGUGCUUCAGCAAGUGGUUCUUCAGUGACCAUUCCACACAGGAUCCACCACAUGGCAGCCAGCUAUGUCCAGGUCACAUCCAACUUCCUCUACGCCACAGAAAUUUGGGACCAAGCUGAGCAGCUUUCCAAAGAACAAAAAGAAUUCUUUGCUGAACUGGAUAAAGUAAUGGGCCCUCUCAUCUUUAAUGCAAGCAUCAUGACAGACCUAGUUCGUUACACCCGGCAGGGACUGCACUGGCUUCGCCAGGAUGCCAAGUUGAUAUCGUGAACUGAACACAUUCUCGUUGCCUCUGAUUUUCUCCACAACACUGUGUUACAUCGCAAAGGAAAACUGCCAUAACACGCCACCUAGUCGACACUAAGAACGAGGAAUGGUUUUCUCCUCCUUGGUUCAUGUUUUAUUGUUUUGUAUACCCCAAAGCUAUCAUGUCAGUUGAUCCUUCAAUAUUCCCAAUAUGAAAAAUUAUUUAAAUGCUUUUAAAUCUGCAGCAUAUUGAUAAGAUGGCUUCAGUGAUCUGUAAUAAUUGAAAUUCCAGCUGCAAUUCAUAACUAAUCAAUUGAAAUUCUAUUUAUUUUAAUUUUUUAAGUUCCCAGAUUGGGGCUAGUUUAAAAGUUAUUUCUGCCUAUAAAUUUAUCCUGUUAAAUAUUUAGCAUAAAAUAAGCAUUUUUAUUUAUAUAUUUUGGGAGCUUUGUUACCUAAUAACGUCUUUUUGUGGUAGCUCUUCUAAGAGUAAGAGUUGGUUCAUCUAAAAUAGGGACAUGUUCUUUCAACACCUACUACCUGAUAAUAUUUCAAAUCUUAACUACAAUUUUAUUAAUGUAGAAUUUAUACUUAGUAUUAAGGAUAUUCUUCUCCAAAUGAAAAAUCAAAUAUGAGAAGAUAGCAUUCUACGUGGAUAUAAAAUGAAAUGUGUCUGAUUUGGUAUGCAUUAUUUCAAGAACUGUGAAUGUGUUAAUAACACUAUAACAAUCACAAGGUGACUAUAACUUGCAUUUAAUGCAUUACAGAAGAGGGCAGGCAAGCUUUCUAGGAGAAGCAUAUCACAUGAAGAGUAUCAUAAAAGGACAAUCUUGAACUUUAUGGAUCUUAUUAAAACCAUGUGUUCUUUUUUGUUGCUAAUUAUUUGACACUUCAUUGAAACAGAGCAAGUUACUGUUGAACAAAGAUGAUCCAACUCCUGAGGGUUGCUGCCUAUAUCUCUUUCAUUGAUGAUGUUUGAAGGGUAAAAUCUCUCUUCAGAAUUCUUAUUUAAAAAUGUUUUUUCCAUACUAGAUUGUGAUGUUCUGAUAGGAGCAUGCAGUGACGGAUAUAGGAAUGGGCUGGAGCUUUGGUGUGUGUGCUUUUGCUAUAUAACUUAGCGUUCUAAUGCUUGAUAUAGAGAUGAUGAAUUUCUCCUUUUAAACCUGUUUUAUAAUUACUCCCUUUGUAUUAUGAAGGCCCUCAUCAAUGAUGUAUGUUUCUGAUAGGAUCAGAAAAUUCACACUAGAAAAGUACCUAACUUGGUUCAAUGUGGGCUUUCUUGGGAAGGGGUGGGGAGUUAGGAGUAGAGCUUAAGAAGCCAGCUCUGUAAGAGUUGUAUAUCGAAGUACCUUUCCCUGUAAGGUGCAUAUAGGAGUCGGAGGUGAGAAGUAUUCCCUCUGUCCUUUGUUUUUAGUGCCCCUAUCAUGUCUGGUGUGCCUUAAAUCUUACCUUUAAAUGAAGACUCUAUGGACUGUUUACAGAUGAAGUUUUACACUAGGACCAGAUCGCCCAUACUGUUGGUCUUCUGCAGUAAUAUUAAAUUCUCUUUCCUUUUUAAAUCUUCCUUUAGGGUUGCAUAAAGAUUAAUUUUUUCAAAAAAGCUAAUGCUUUGGUACAUGACUUAGUCUAACCUAUUGGGUAAUGCUGCUUCAAUAAAUACUUUGUCCUUCUCCCCAUUCCAAAAAAUGAGUCCAUCCAAUCAGAAAAAAGGAUUGUCCUGCUAUUUAUAAAUGAUUGCUAAGGCUUUACGUGGGAAAGAAGAGAUAGAAAGUCUCCAAGCCCAGUGGUGCAGUGAAUCCUCUGUGCUGAGUCUCUUUUACAUUUAUUUCUGAAGCUAGUGAACUUCCAUUGUCCUCUUGCCUCAUAUUUAUAGAGCUUCUUAACUGUUUUGUACCUCAAGUUGUUUUUGCAUAUCAUUGAAGAUUGAAAUCUACAAAUUAUGUUGAAUUUAAACUUUUACCCUUGGAGAAAUUACCUCUGAUAUCUUUCUAACUUAAUCUUCAUGUGUUUUAGGAACAGUUUUCCUUAAGAGGACAACUUCUCAGUGAUCAUGGUAGUUAUUCCUUAAGAAACUUGCCACUGUUGAUCCAGUAGACACAUGUCCUGGCCUUCUCUGACUCCUCUGACUGAUUCCUUCACUUGCAGUGAUGUCUUUAGAAAUGGGAAAAGUAUCCUAUGAGCUUUUAGACGUUCAGCAACAGCAGCCUCUGAGCACCUCUGAGUUCCAGUGUGAUCUAGUCUCUUGUGUGCCUGAAAGGCAGCAGGAGUGACUCGGGGGUUACACUGAUCUUUUGUUAAAGCAGAGUUUCCUGCAUGUCUUAUGGUGCUGCUCUAAGAUACUGUGUCAAGUCUUGGAGAAUGAAUUUUGCAAGCUUUUAACUGGAGGGUUUUGCCCACUAGGUGGUAAUGGGCAAUGGAUCGAUAUCCUAUCCUAAAUAAUUGAAUUUUCAAUGUAAUAGUCUGUGGAAACACCACUCCCUCUCCUCUGAGGCCAUCUCCUCCAAAGUUCUGUCUGUGUCUUCAUCUGCUCCAGCACAUACUUUGGACUCCUUGACGGGUGACCAUUCCUCCUUCCUCAAUAGGUAUCUUCGGUGUUCUCUAACCAUUUAAAACUGAAUUUGACAAGUGGCUAAAAACAUAACUUAGUCUGAAACUUGUAUUAACAUAUAGUUAAUUAUAGAAAUAGCAACUAUUUAAAAACUUACUCUGUUGACUGCUCUUUAAAACCACAUUUGUAUGCCAGGAGGCAGCAGCCUGCACCAUUGGACUCUUUCCAGGCAACCAACGGACAGAUUGCGGUGGAUGACAUUGUUAUAUGGUAGUCUUGCCCAGCCUGGGCUGGGCUGUGGGGAGCACUUCCGCCAGGUGAUUCAAGCUUCUACAGUCCAGCCCAGGCCCAGUCUGGCUGGGGAGCAUUCGGCCCAUUUCUUGCCUCAGUUCCACCUUUCUCCGGGCAAGUAGCCAAGAACUGCCUUUAUAAGAAUGAGUACUUCAAUUAAAUUUACAGCUGUAUUUGCUGAAGAGUGGAGAAGGUUGACCACCACUAAUUAAAUUCUCUGAUAUAGAAGCAAUCUAGAGUAAUGUGUGCACAUGCCCACACAUGCCUGUGCUCUGGGGCGCUCGCACUGAGGCAUGGGCCUGCACUUUGAAUGACACACUUGUGGCUUUAUUAGAUUUGCUGUUGUCGUCAUUUUUAAUUGUUUCCUUUUCAUUAAAGAAAGGUUGAAUCAGCUAGAUCAGACAGCAUCAUUUUGUGUUCAGUGACAGACACUUUGGGAAAUUACCUUUAGUGAAUGAGCUUGCAUUGUGAAGCAAGUGCCUACAGAAGGCACCUAUUCUAAAUGAGAGUCUGGGCUCUGGCACCAGCAGCUCUCUGGAGUUUCAGAGCGUCCAGCCCGUGGCUGCCCCAGUGUGUGAUACCUCGUCCAUCGUGUGGAGGAGAGGCACGCUGUGCACUCUUCCAGGUGUGAGGGUAUGCAACUUUGGAUUUUAAAAUUACGUACACAUACACACUUUAUAUAUAUGUAUGUAUGUAUGUAUGAAAACAUGAAAUUAGUUUGUCAAAAUGUGUGUGUUUAGUAUUUUAGCUUAGUGCAACUAUUUCCACAUUAUUUAUUAAAUUGACCUAAGACACUUUCUUGUUGACACCUUGAAUAUUAAUGUUCAAGGGUGCAAUGUGUAUUCCUUUUAGAUCGUUAAAGCUUAAUUACUAUGAUUUGUAGUAAAUUAACUUUUAAAGUAUAUUUGAGCCUUUUUGUAGUAUAACAGGGCUCUUACAGGGUGGGAAGGAUUUUAAUUUUCCAGUUGCUAAUUGGACAGAAUGGCCUCACUAUGUAUUUUGAAUUAUAGGAGUUUGCAUCUGGGUCCCAGGAACAUCUACUGGGAAUGACUGUUUUAGGGAGAUUGCGAUGAUUCUUUUAAACAAAAAGCCUAAGAAAAUUGGGAAAGCAUUUCAGAUCCAUAUAGACUCCUAUAACUCAUGUUCCCUAAUUAAGUGGAACACAGAUAUCAUCAUUUCAAUUUCAUGUAUCAGUGUAUUGGAGAGGCAGAAUUUUUCCAAUAAUAAUAUUGCACAUUUAAGGUUGCUAUUCAGUAAGAUAAAUAGAAGAGGUAAAUAUGGAAUAACUUGGAAUAUAUAGCGACAAGAGGCCAAAAUGGUCAUGUUUGUGAACAUAUCUUUCACAUACUCGCUAAAGGGAAAUUGAGUUUAGACCCCUCAACCCUAGAACCAAGCUGGCAGGUGACAGGCAGUAAGUUAUUACUAGCUGGUAAAGCGGAUGCUGAUUCUAGUCCAUUGAACCCUAUGGUUAAUUAGAAAGAACUUACUGUCUCCAGAAAGAAUACCUAAGUGUCUUCUUUUUGGUGGAAUCUGGCCACAGAAUAUGGCAUGAGGGUUGAGUCUAAAUCAAGUCGUAUAGCUCGUUAAGCAUCCUAAAAUAGCAUCCUCAGUAAUCAUCAUGUAAUGAAGUUGACUUUGGGGAAUGUCAGCAUUGACCUCCCCUUGCCACCAUUGCCCAGCAAAGUAUAAAUUGCCAUUCUUAAAAAGAAACAAAAAAGCUCCCUAAAUGAGCAUGGAAAAAAAAAAGCUCCCACCUAGAAAUUCUAGUAAUAUUCAGUUUUGACCUCUUCCUGCUUCUACAUGGGGUUUCUUUACAGUUUUUAACCAUUGGAAUUUUCUACCUGCUAUGUUCUUCUCUGGAAAGUAUCUAUUUGGAAACGCUGCCUUUCAAGUCAAUGCCAUGAUUUAUCCAUACUGUUGAGUUUGUUGUUGCUGUUCAAGAAGUGUCCCCAUUUUACAAGUUUAUGCACGCACCUGGCAAAUCAUUGACAUGAGCAUUCAACAGUACUGGGGUGGGGCGGGGUGGGGCAAGGCGGGGCUCACCAACAGAGCUGGCCCAGUUGGCAGUGCCUGAAAAGGUACCACCUUUAGGACCAGAUACGGGGUUGGUAAGCAGGGUUAUGAAAAUUUCUUUCUAGCCUCCAUUUUGAAUGGUUCUAAGAAAUUUUGUAUAUGGAGGAUGGAAAUGCUUAUAUAUUUAUUUUAAAUCCUUUUAUCUUAUUUGAAAUUAAAAUUAUUUGGUGGAUAAACAGUUUGAUAUUUGGGGAGGGUUUUGGAGGGGAGAUAAUGCCGCUAAUAAAAGCCUUGUUGAUUCUGCAGAGAGGUACUGUUAGUGUCUGAUUGGAUGCCUUUGUUUUGUACAUGAUCCAAACCUUUGUUUUACAUUUCUUUUAUCCAAAAUAUUUAGGCAUCUGACAUUUUCAACCAAAAUUUCAAUUAUAUACUGUGAUUUUUAUUUGUUGCAAUAUGUUAAAAUUUCAGAGGUACUUUGGGGCUCAAAAGCUAGGAUUUCUAAGUCAGUAUGUGCAUUUCACAUAAUAAAGCUGUUAAUGGUGAGCAAAGUAUUAUAUACUAACUAGAUUUUUUCCACAUCUGUAUAGUAUAUUAUAUGUAUUUUGUGGUAUUGAGAUUAUAGAAAGUUUAGAGUGUCAAACAUGCGUUUAAUGUGUAUUUUUAAACAAAUUUAUGGCAAUUAAAAUAUUUGGAGACAAGGGUAUCACAUUUCAAUUUGUAAAGAUCUUUUUAACUCUACUGUGUCAUUAAGAUGCUUUGUAUAAUGCCAAACCAUAGCUGGAGAAACUAAGUUUAAUAAAUAUCAAAUAGAUUUUCUGUAUUAAAGUUUUUAAACACUG
Molecule: messenger RNA, 9477 nt
Organism: Hipposideros armiger (great roundleaf bat)
Lineage: Eukaryota; Metazoa; Chordata; Mammalia; Chiroptera; Hipposideridae
Gene: AFF4
Product: ALF transcription elongation factor 4
Exons: 22
Coding region: 319-3813 (1164 amino acids)
Biological process (GO): regulation of gene expression
Cellular component (GO): super elongation complex; nucleus
Source: RefSeq, a predicted model, not a curated record